AUGACCAUUGUAAACCAUAGCAACGGUGAUGGCCACCAGGCAAGGACAAUACCGAUCACAUCGACCGAUAUACUUAUCAUCGGUGCGGGGCCAGCUGGUGCCUCUCUGGCAUGCUUUCUAGCUUCUUACGGGAUUCGCGGCAUUAUGGUCAGUUCGUGUCCGACAAGCGCUGAUAGCCCGAGAGCCCACAUCACCAACAUGGCAGCCAUGGAAUGUCUCCGAGAUAUUGGUCUCGAUGUCGAAUGCAACCGCCUUGCGACCAACGGAAUGAACAUGAUGCACACGCGCUGGGCAUACAGCAUGGCAGGCGAGGAAUAUGCACGGAUUCACUCUUGGGGCCAUGAUCCAAAGCGCAAGGGUGAUUACGAAAUCGCCAGUCCCUGCGAUCCCGUCGAUCUUCCUCAGACUCUCCUCGAACCCAUUCUCGUACGAUACGCCACCCUUAACGGCUUUAACUGCCGCUUCGAUACCACCUUUGUUGAUUUCGUCCAAGAUCGCGACGGUACAACUUCCACAUUGCGUGACAAUAUUACUGGGGUGGAAUACAAGAUUCGGUCGACGUACCUGUUUGGAGCGGACGGCGCACGGAGCGAAGUCUUUCGGCAGGCAGACCUUCCUCUGGAUGUUCGGCCAGACCAAGGACUUGCCUUCAACGUUCACCUCAAGGCGGACCUUUCAAGCUACAUGCAGUAUCGUACCGGUAAUCUUCAUUGGCUGCUUCAGCCGGACAGGGAGCACCCACUCUUUGGAUGGGCAUGUAUCGCCCGAAUGGUGAAACCAUGGGACGAAUGGCUUUUUAUCGUUCUACCAGAGAGAGGCAAAGAGCUCGAGAUCAAUCCUACUAAUGAAGAGUGGCUCACUCGAAUGAAGGAAUUCAUCGGCGACGACUCGAUCAACGCAGAGAUCUUGGGCGUGUCUAAGUGGCGCAUCAAUGAUGUCGUGGCCGAGAAGUUCUCCAAAGACAGAGUAUUCUGCCUUGGUGACGCAGUUCACAGGCACCCGCCUUCAAACGGAUUAGGCUCGAAUACCUGCAUCCAAGAUGCGUACAACCUCGCGUGGAAGGUCGCCUAUGUGCUAAAAGGCCAAGCAUCUCCGUCUAUUCUUGAAACAUACUCCGCAGAGCGCCAGCCUGUCGGUCGUGGGGUUGUCACACGAGCGAAUCAGUCCUUCCGUCAUCACGGACCAGUAUGGGCAGCACUCGGUGUGACACUGCCUACCCCUGAAGAGCGAACAAAAGCACUUGAUGAAUUGACCCACGCGACUCCAAAGGGCCGCGCCCGCCGUGCUGCUCUCCAAGCCGCCAUCGAAGAGACCGAACACGAAUAUCACGCUCUGGGGACAGAGAUGGGCCAAUUAUACCAGAGUAUUGCGGUGCAUUCAGCAGACGAGAAAGAAUCAUUCUACUCGCCUGAAGUCGUCGCACAGGACCCCGACCUCGUCCUGACUCGGAGCACAUACCCAGGAUGCCGAGUGCCCCAUGUCUGGCUCAAUAACGCCACUCCCACUCAGCGGAUUUCUAGCAUUGAUCUUGCUGGUAAGGGAGCUUACACACUCAUCACUGGUAUUGGAGGUGAGGCCUGGAAGUCGGCAGCAAGUCGGGUUGGUCUGCAGCUGGGCGUUACGAUUAAUUCAUAUUCGAUUGGGUUCCGUCAGGACUAUGAGGAUGUCUACUUUGACUGGGCCAGAGUUCGUGGUGUCGACGAAACUGGCUGUGUCCUUGCUCGCCCCGAUCGAUUUGUUUCUUGGAGGUGUCAUGAGGUCCUUGGCGAUGAGUCUCACUGCGCUGCCAAGCUGCGCGAGGUGAUGCUCAACGUUCUUGGCCGUAGCGACUAA
Molecule: messenger RNA, 1833 nt
Organism: Penicillium argentinense
Lineage: Eukaryota; Fungi; Ascomycota; Eurotiomycetes; Eurotiales; Aspergillaceae
Exons: 6
Coding region: 1-1833 (610 amino acids)
Molecular function (GO): FAD binding
Source: RefSeq, a predicted model, not a curated record